AGUUAGCGGGGUGGCAGCUCUGGUCCGCAGGCUUUUCCGAAAUCGCCGUUUAACCGAAAAGUUUUAAAAUGUUUAAUUAAACGCGAGUAAAACGAACAAACAAUGAAUAAAACCCUGUGAAACGGGCGGCGGGGAAACGAUGUGCGAGUGAAAACUGCGGCAAAGACGGCAGCAGAAAGAGACACAGAGCGUAAAUAAAGGAAGACAGUUGAGAAAAUCGAUUUUUCAGUGCAGGAUGCUGAAAUUCUGAAUAGACUUUGAAAUUGUAGAGAAGAAACCCCCAAAAUGCCGGAGAACCUGGAGCUGCAGCAGUUCCAGGAGGGCGCCCCGCCCCCAGAUCCCGCCCCCCGUUGGCUGGAGCGCCUGCAGCGGAGAUUGGGCGCCGAUUGUCCCUAUUUGGGCAUCCUACUGGCCACGCUCUCUUCGCUUUUCUUCUCCCUGUGCUCGGUGAUUGUCAAGGGACUGGUGGACGUGAAUCCCAUGGAGCUGGCCUCGUUCCGCUUCGUGGGAGUCCUGCUGCCGGCACUUCCCAUCCUGAUUUACACCCGACAGCCGGUGUUUCCGGAGGGCAAAAGGGUGAUCCUCCUGCUGCGAUGCUUCAUGGGCACCACGGGUCUGAUGCUCAGCUUCUACGCCUUCCGGCACAUGCCACUGGCCGAUGCGAGUGUCAUCAUCUUUUCCACGCCCGUUUUUGUGGCCAUCUUCGCACGGGCCUUCCUCAAGGAACCGUGCACGCUCUUCAAUGUCCUGACCAUCAACAUGACUCUAAUUGGAGUGGUCCUGAUCACACGGCCACCCUUUGUGUUCGGUGACUCCGGAGAGAGGGAGGAUCUCGCUGGAAAGACGUAUGACAUCUGGGGACCCGUGGCAGCCAUCUCAUCCACGCUGUUCGGAGCCAAUGUGUACAUCCUGCUGCGUGCCCUUAAGAACCUGCACUUCUCCGUUAUCAUGACGAACUUUGGAACCGUCGCUCUGGUCUACACCCUGAUCGUUUGUGGAUCCAUUGGAGCGGUAUGCUGGCCCAGCUGCGGACGGGAUCGUUGGCUGGUUGUAGUGCUCGGUGUGUUUAGCUUCCUGGGACAGAUCCUGCUCACGCUAUCCCUGCAGAUCGAGCAGGCCGGACCGGUGGCCAUUGCACGCUGCGCGGAUAUCGUCUUCGCCUUCGUCUGGCAGAUGCUCUUCUUCGGCGAGGCACCCACUGCCUACUCCCUGGUGGGUGCCGUCAUGGUGAUGGGAUCCGUGGUCCUGACGGCUCUCAAGAAGUGGGCAGGCACCCUGCCACGCGAGUCCUCGCUGAGGAAGCGAUUCAGGCUCAUCCUGCUGGAAUAGAAAGAUUGCAAUCUAAUCAAAGAAGUUCGCGGUUUCUCCCCCGUCUUGCCAUCGUUCUCACCCAAUCCCUGCCAGCAUCAGAGGCAGGCAUCAAACCAGUUCACUCAUCGUAGACUUAACUUAUAUCAAGGCUCAGAUCGUAGUUUAAUCAAAGGAAAUCAGAAUGGACGCGUGAUAACCACUCCACUCAUAAGUAAAUACUCGUAGUGCGUGUUUAGUUUAGCCAAUUUCGCCGAUUUGUUGUUUUGUACAUUGUUAUACAUGCUUAAAAUACGAUAAUAAAUACAA
This is a messenger RNA of Drosophila subpulchrella, 1617 nucleotides long. Its product is annotated as solute carrier family 35 member G1. The record is from RefSeq and is a predicted model, not a curated record. Gene Ontology annotation, cellular component: membrane. The transcript has 2 exons. The coding region runs from base 286 to 1329 and encodes 347 amino acids. Lineage: Eukaryota; Metazoa; Arthropoda; Insecta; Diptera; Drosophilidae.